AUGACUCCCGCACAGGACAUCGCCGGCAGCGGCAUCAGCCAACUCGCACGUCAAGUGUCGAACAGCCUCAACCUUAGCACCAGCCCAAACCUCUCCUUCCACAGCCCGCCCUCCACAUUCCGGCAACCACCGACCCCGGGCAGCGUCAGCAAUCAAGCCAACAGCUUGCACGCGCAACAACUCGCCAAGCAGUUGAAGCCGUUCGAUACUAAGGACAUCAAGGUCCUACUGCUCGAGAAUGUCAACGAAGCCGGUGUCGAUAUCCUCAGGGGCCAGGGAUACCAGGUCGAGGCAAUCAAGGCCAGUCUGGGAGAGGACCAGCUGAUUGAGAAGAUUCGCGAUGUUCACGUCAUUGGUAUUCGCUCAAAGACGAAGCUCACCAAGAAGGUGCUGGAGGAGGCAAAGCACCUCAUCGUCAUCGGCUGCUUCUGUAUCGGAACGAACCAGGUCGACCUCCAAACUGCCGCCAGCCAGGGUAUCGCCGUCUUCAACUCGCCCUUCAGCAACUCGCGCUCUGUCGCCGAACUCGUCAUCUCGGAGAUCAUCGCGCUCGCCCGUCAGCUCGCUGACCGCUCCAUGGAACUACACAAUGGCACAUGGAACAAGGUCAGCAAAGGCUGCUGGGAGAUUCGCGGAAAGACGCUGGGUAUAGUCGGUUACGGACACAUUGGUAGCCAAUUGAGUGUGUUGGCCGAGUCCAUGGGCAUGAGCGUCAUCUACUACGACGUCCUGACCACCAUGGGUCUGGGAACUGCGCGACAAGUAGCGACGCUGGACGACCUCCUCGCACAAGCCGACUUUGUUUCCCUUCACGUUCCAGCUACCUCUGAAACUAAGAACCUGAUUGGCAAGGCAGAGUUCGCAAAGAUGAAGGACGGUAGCUAUCUCAUCAACAACGCCCGUGGUACUGUUGUCGACAUCCCCGCCAUGAUCGAAGCCAGCCGCUCUGGUAAGCUUGCUGGUGCCGCCAUCGACGUCUUCCCCAACGAACCCGCCGGCAACGGCGACUACUUCACCAGCGACCUAAACUCCUGGACCAAGGACCUUGUCGGCCUGAAGAACAUCAUCCUCACUCCCCACAUCGGUGGCAGCACCGAGGAAGCGCAAUCCGCCAUCGGUGUCGAAGUCAGCACAGCACUCGUCCGCUACGUCAACGAGGGUACUACACUCGGUGCCGUCAACCUACCAGAAGUCAACCUGAGAAGCUUGACUCUCGACCAACCAGACUGCAUGCGUGUCAUCUACAUCCAUAAGAACGUACCCGGUGUGUUGAGACAAGUCAACGGUAUCCUUCUCCACCACAACAUUGAGAAGCAAAUGUCCGAUUCAAGAGGCGAUGUCGCGUACCUCAUGGCAGAUAUCAGUGAAGUCAAGGAGGGUGAAAUCAGAGAUUUGUUCACGAGCUUGGAGGAGCUUUCUUCAUGUAUCCGUACCAGGGUCUUGUACUAG
Molecule: messenger RNA, 1449 nt
Organism: Alternaria atra
Lineage: Eukaryota; Fungi; Ascomycota; Dothideomycetes; Pleosporales; Pleosporaceae
Exons: 2
Coding region: 1-1449 (482 amino acids)
Molecular function (GO): oxidoreductase activity, acting on the CH-OH group of donors, NAD or NADP as acceptor; NAD binding
Source: RefSeq, a predicted model, not a curated record